Molecule: messenger RNA, 2175 nt
Organism: Trichoderma atroviride IMI 206040
Lineage: Eukaryota; Fungi; Ascomycota; Sordariomycetes; Hypocreales; Hypocreaceae
Molecular function (GO): ATP binding; ATP hydrolysis activity
Source: RefSeq, a predicted model, not a curated record
AUGCUCAGCAAUAAAGAUAUUACUGCCCUUCAGAAGACCUACGAUAACAGCUACCUCAGUUGCUCAACAGCGGUUUACUAUGAGGGCCAGGGCGAUGAAGGCGAAGCCACUCGAUAUUGGAAAGCCGCUCUUCGACGCAUAAACGAAUACUACGCGUCGUCCAGCGCACCGAGAGUCUCUGAAUCAUAUACCAGCUCCGACACUGUCUUGAUCGAUGCGCUGAAAGAGCUAGAGCUGCAAUGCAAAGAACGAAUUGAUCUCUUGGAAGCCCUGAAACUGUCUCGGGAGGACAGUCUCGUCUCGACCGACUAUAACGACUCCAUUUCCCCCGGAGAAGCCAGCGGCAGCACCAGCCAGGCCACAGGGACCAUUGGAGACGGCACCAUUCCAGCUGUAACAUAUUCCGAGCUUUCACGUCCCGUCUUCCCUUCAAGAGCAUCUCUGGAUGCAAUGACGUCAUCUGAAGAAGUGAUUCGGAGGAUUCGCAGUACCCCUACCGAAUCUACACGUCCGCGUCUUGAUGGGAGAUCCCUAGAUUCACCAGACGCGAGAGGUGACAGGUCAAGCCGCGGCACAAGUCCCGAAAAGCGCACUUUGAGGACUACACUUCGAUCAAAGAAACAGAAUGAUCAAUCACCUACUGCUCGCCGGUCGAGCAAGCCUGUGGUAGAUGGAUCAAGCUUGGCUGCAACUAUAGCCUGGGGAUCCUCAGGAUCUCUAGGAGCCCGAGACAACCUCCUACGGCCUUAUCCCAUUGAAGGGCGCUCAAAAUCAAGUCCCUCCCCACGCCCUUCUCCGCGCCCUUCUCCGCGCCCAUCACUCGAACGAAAUUCACCUAGUUCGCAAAAAUCAGUACUAUCAUAUGACGUGAAAACUCCGCGUACAUCGCCUAAGAAAUGGAGCGUGGUUCCUCCGUAUGAUGAAUCCCGUCUCCCACAGCCUUCGGGUUUGUCUAUUAGCGCAGCAUCAAGCGCUCUGACCUCUACAUCAACCCAUCAAGAACCCUCCAUAUUGUACCAAACACCGAGUAAAUCAGAACAACAUACGAUGCCUCGGAAGCCCCCAGUUUCUGAAGAAAUGUCGAUUCAGAGUAAAAGAGGCAGCGUGAAAGCUUCCACUAGUAACAAUGCUGGGACCCCUGGAGGACAACGAAAUUCCAGCAUAACGAGAGAACGCCCAAGCGAUAAGACAUUUGGUGCAAGGACCAAGGCAGAAAUCCUGAAGAACCUGCCACCCGGUAUAGAUGAGGGUGCGGCCAAGCAAAUCCUCAAUGACAUUGUUGUCCAAGGAGACGAAGUCCACUGGGACGAUAUUGCGGGCUUGGAAGUGGCCAAGAAUUCUCUGCGGGAGACAGUAGUCUAUCCAUUUCUACGACCUGACUUGUUCAUGGGCCUACGUGAGCCAGCUCGUGGAAUGCUCCUGUUCGGACCGCCAGGUACUGGAAAAACAAUGCUGGCACGCGCAGUAGCCACCGAAUCUAAAUCUACUUUCUUCUCCAUCUCUGCCAGUAGCUUAACGAGCAAAUAUCUAGGAGAGUCGGAGAAACUAGUCAGGGCCCUUUUUGGUCUUGCCAAAGUUCUCGCCCCUAGUAUCAUAUUUGUUGACGAAAUCGAUUCGCUAUUGUCGCAACGAUCUGGGUCAGGCGAACACGAAUCUACAAGAAGAAUCAAGACGGAGUUCCUUAUCCAGUGGAGUGAGCUCCAACAAGCUGCGGCUGGUCGAGAGACGACUGGUAAAGGGAACAAGCGUAGCGAUGCCCAACGGGUCUUGGUGCUGGCUGCUACGAAUUUACCAUGGGCCAUAGACGAGGCUGCGCGGCGACGAUUCGUGCGCCGACAAUACAUUCCACUACCAGAGCCACAGACACGAGAGACACAAUUGAGAACACUGCUACGGCAACAAAAUCACAGCUUGUCGGAUAUGGAAAUAGAAAACCUCGUACAGCAAACAGAUGGAUUUUCGGGAUCUGAUAUUACGUCUCUUGCUAAAGAUGCGGCCAUGGGACCAUUGAGAUCUCUAGGGGAAGCCCUCUUAUACAUGGCAAAGGAGGAAAUACGGCCCAUUGAUAUUUCAGAUUUUGAGCUAAGCUUAAAGUCCAUUCGACCAAGUGUGGACAAGAAAGGCAUACGGGAAUAUGAAGAAUGGGCCGAAAAAUUCGGAGAGCGCGGUGGUUGA